AUGAAAGGAGAAGAAUGUCUUGUUUGUAAAUCCCGAAAGUGGUUUCCUGAUGGGUUGGGAGGUUUGGUGUGUCAAUUUGGACACCAACGUGAGAGCUACACAGUACAAGAAAGUGAAUUUCACGGUCAAGGAGGAGUAAAUAGGCGUAAAAAAGGAAAUAAGGAAAAGGCGGCUAUUAAGGAGGAAAGAUACGCGUAUCAUAAUCAAAAAGAUUUGCUUUGGAUCGAAUUUGUUGCAAUGCAAUUUAUACUUAGGCAUCAUAUACAAAUAAUGAUUAAAGACAUGGGAGUUACUCCACAACUCGAAAACGUUUGCAAACAUUUCUGGAUAAUGUAUGUUAAUAAAUUCAAUGGUAUCGAUGAAAUCAGAAAAAAUCGUGAAUCUAUGGACAUUGAUGAAGGUGAAGGUGGUGGCCCUUCAAACAUACAAGGAGAGGAGAGAAGAGAUCAAUAUGAAGAAGAUAAUAUUGAAUUAUUGUUUGAACUCCCGCAAAAUAUAAAAUGUUUGUUAAAAUUACAAUACCUUUUGGUUAUUUUACAUAUUGGAUGUUUAUGGUUGAGAUUACCUAUAUUAAUUGGUGAUAUUCAUAGGUGGAUAUAUGAUGGCACUUUACCAUUUCUUUCAGCACGUCAAUAUUUGCCUGAUAAUAUAAAAUUACAUCUUGGAAGACGGAUCAAUAAAUUUGAACCCAAGGUUUUGGUUAAGUGCGAGGUGCUAUUUGACUUGGAAACGAGAUUUCAUUUAUUUUAUAAAGUUGAAUAUGGAAUACGUUUGCCGGAGAUUAACGCCCCACCCAUAAUUUAUCGAUACGUUAGAGAUUUAAUGUUACCAGUGGAACUUUAUGUUAUGUCUAAGGACAUUGCACAAAUAAUUAAUUUAAACCUUUUUCAUGAUUUUAAUCAUAAUAAAUAUAAUAAUUAUCGACCCCCUACGUUAUUAAUGGCAAUUGUUAUCAUUACUGCUAAAAUGAUUUAUGGUUUGGAUGAACGUAGAAGAUUUCCAGGGGAGAACGAUCAAUUUACUAAACAUUUCCCUUCAUUUGAAGAUUGGAUAAAAGCUUUAAGUGACAUGAGAGAAGCAUUAUUUAAAAAAGAAAUUCCUGCUGAUGCAUCUGAUAUAAAAGAAUGGAUGAACAUCAAUCCAGAUCAGUACAUUAAACAUUGUGCCAAGUUAUUAGGUAAUAGGAAUCGAUCGUCUAAAGGAUCAUUACGUAUCGAUCAAAUAUAUACAGAAAUCAAAUUAAAGGAAGUCGAAUUAGGUUUAGAUUCACGUUUUCAAGAGAAAAAGAGAUCAACUCCUUCAGGAAAGCUUAAAGUAAUUGAAAGGUUAGAAGAUAAAGAAAUAUCAAAAUUGUUACGAUUGAAAAUUAUAAAUGAAUCAAAUAAAGUAUCGGAAACGAUUACUUCAUUUAAACCUAUCGAGGAUGAAUUAAAAUUAUUAUAUGAAACGGCGGAUUUUAAUCAUAAUGAAUAUAAUCAAUCAAUAUUAUCAGAUCAGAAUAAUAAUCAUCCUUCUACGCAUGGGGGAGAAAAUUACGGUAAAUUCCCGGAUCCUUUGGAUAUUUUGCGUCGUAGGUAUUCAACUUUUUUAUUUAAAAAACCCGAAAGUCCUGAUCAAAAAUUAUUAUUUGGAGAGAAGUAUACUGCUUAUCAAAUUCCUACUAUUUCACAAAGAUACAAGUAUGAUAGGAAUGUUGAAUUAAUCGGGGAUUAUCACGAAGAUUAUGAAAGAGUUUUGAUUUUUGCUUCUAAUAUGAUUGGUGAAACUAUUGACGAAUUACAAAAACAUAUUAUGAAAGUUGAAGUUGAUUUAUUACAAGCCAUUGAAAAAAAAUUUUGUAACAUUUAA
This is a messenger RNA of Funneliformis mosseae, 1848 nucleotides long. The record is from the annotation of a GenBank genome assembly. Lineage: Eukaryota; Fungi; Glomeromycota; Glomeromycetes; Glomerales; Glomeraceae.